Messenger RNA from Eucalyptus grandis, 1661 nucleotides. RefSeq names its product amino acid transporter AVT6C. The transcript is spliced from 5 exons. The record is from RefSeq and is a predicted model, not a curated record. Lineage: Eukaryota; Viridiplantae; Streptophyta; Magnoliopsida; Myrtales; Myrtaceae. Bases 140 to 1444 code for a protein of 434 amino acids. Gene Ontology annotation, biological process: amino acid transmembrane transport. Gene Ontology annotation, molecular function: amino acid transmembrane transporter activity.
UUUCGUAAGUUGAAGUCAGCCCCACAUGCAAAACAAGCGCAGAUUUAUUAGUAUUUAUGGACAAUCAUGUACAACAAGACAGCAUCCGAGACCCAGAGCUCAGACCUCCCCGUCCAGUGCCUGAAUUUUCCUAGCAGCCAUGUCGCCAGAGACCGACCAGUGCGUCCCACUGCUGCCGGAGAAGAAGUCUCCUGCCAGGCCGGCGUCGAUCUCCGGCGCGGUCUUCAACGUCUCGACGAGCAUUAUUGGGGCUGGGAUCAUGUCUAUACCGGCGACUCUCAAGGUUCUCGGGGCUGUCCCUGCGUUCGUGCUGAUUGUGGCCAUCGCGUGGCUCGCAGACGUGUCAGUCGAGUUUCUGAUGAGGUUCACGCACUCAGGGGAAGCCACGACGUAUGCGGGAGUGAUGAAGGAGUCAUUCGGGAAGGUCGGAUCCGUGGCCGUGCAAGUCUGUGUCAUGAUCACGAACCUCGGGUGUCAGAUCAUUUACCUUAUCAUCAUUGGGGACGUACUUUCUGGAAGUCAGCCCGAUGGAUCGGUCCAUCUGGGGAUCUUGCAGGAGUGGUUCGGUGUUUGCUGGUGGAACUCCCGAGAAUUUGCGCUCCUCUUCAUUCUAGCGUUUGUGAUGCUUCCCCUGGUCUUGCUACGCCGUGUCGAAUCUUUGAGAUUCAGCUCGGCUGUAUCAGUUCUUCUAGCAGUGGUCUUCGUUGCCAUCAGCUCGGUAUUGGCAAUCUCUGCGCUCUUGGAGGGGAAAGCGAAGAGCCCAAGACUGCUGCCUCAUUUGGAGAACCCAUCUUCGUUUUUCAACCUCUUUACUGCUAUUCCGGUGAUUGUGACGGCCUUCACGUUUCACUUCAAUGUUCAUCCAAUUAGUUCUGAGCUCGCAAAACCCUCCUAUAUGAUCACUGCAGUCAGAAUAUCACUUGUGCUCUGUGCUUCCAUCUAUUUCGCGAUAGGAAUUUUCGGCUAUCUGCUCUUUGGUGACUCUAUCAUGGCUGACAUACUCGUCAACUUCGACCGGAACUCAGAUUCAGCAAUAGGUUCAUUGCUGAAUGAUAUGGUCCGGUUGAGCUAUGCUCUACACCUCGUGCUGGUGUUUCCCCUCUUAAAUUUCUCUCUGCGAGCCAAUAUUGAUGAGUUUCUUUUCCCAAAGAAGCCGAUUCUGGCCAGUGACACACCUAGAUUCUUGUGGCUCACGCUUGCUCUGCUAGUCAUCAGUUACCUCGCGGCAAUUGCAUUUCCGAAUAUUUGGUACUUUUUCCAAUUUCUUGGAUCCACCUCUGCAGUCUGCCUUGCAUUCAUCUUUCCAGGCGCCAUUGUGCUGAGGGAUGUUCAUGGUAUUUCAACAGGGAAGGACAGGAUCCUUGCAGGGGCAAUGGUUGGCAUGGCAGCAAUAACAAGUACAAUUGCCAUUUCAACAAACAUAUAUAGUUUGAGCAGAUCAUAGUUGUUCUUUUCCUUCUCAUCUCAGUUUCUCGGCUUCUAUCUUGUCCUGGCAAGGCAUAGGUAAUGGUGUUGCUAGUGUAUGUUCUGCGAUGUAUUUGAGAUACAGAAAGCUUUAGAUUAUCUAGGAUUUUGUCCAUCUUGAGUUCUUCUCAGAGUUAGUGGAUCUUGUAAAAAUUUUACCUCCUGAAACCAAUGAAAGAUAUGGUGAUAUUACUCCA